GAAUUGCAGAAUGAAGUCGGCGCUCUAUUGGAAUUUCGCGAUCUGGUUAUCGAGACCUUUCCCGAUCUUAAAACAAAGAUGGCAUCGUCCGCUGCCAACAGCACACUCACCGGGAUCCCGUCGUCAUCAUUGGCGUCUAGACGCGAGUGGGAGCCCGGAAUACGGACUAGGCGGAAACUGACCCAGAAAGAUGCAUCCGCUGAAAUCCACCAGCACUCGUCGUCGCUGACUACCCGCAGCAGGAGCAACUCGCACAGCGGCAAGAAGGAACCAAAGAGCGGUGAGGGCAAUAAUGGCAGCGUGAUACAGGAUUCGGGUUUCUCCACGGAGACAUCCUCGUCGAAGGAGACACACAGUGCCUCGUCGACGAGUGGUGGCGUGCAGGGAACCAUCGUAUCUAAUACAACCAAUCGACUAACUGUAGAUACCGAAGAUGAACUGUGGAAUUUGCUAGAUGUGAUACAUAGGAAAAGCAAUCGACUCCGGGAGGAGGUGGACGCGCUGCAGCAGCUGGAGCGGGAGAAAUGUCGAACAAAUCAGCUAAACAAUAAUCACACGAACGUCGUGGGCAGUACUAGUAGCGGUAGUAGUAAUAGUAGUAGUAAUCUUAUCAAUACGCAUCAUAGUAGUAGCAGUAGUAGUGGUGGCAACCUUCCUCACCACACGCAUCAGCCGCCGGGUGUCCCGAGUGCCAACAGUGGCGUUACAGCCGGCGGCACCCUAGCGAAAACCUUUCAAACUCAACUCCUAGUGGACGCUGUAAAUAAGGACGAUGUACAAAUUUUACGCAAGGAACGGGAUCGACUGUUUGACAAACUGUCCGAGUACGAGGCGGAAGCGAUCGCGAGCCGGAUACGGACGUCGAAGAUGCAGGACGAGGUGGACGCACUGGCGUCCGCCAAGCAUGAACUGGAAGACCAGCUGAAAGCGGCCCUAAGUCAGAAACUAGAACUUAACAGUAAGAUUCAUGAUCUCCACCAGCAGUUUGUAAAUAAAAGUGCGCCUAGUUCCCCCGAGUCAAUCAACAGUCGGCACCCGCUGACGACUGGGCUACGAAAACAUUCGACUGAUUCCGCUACCACCAUCAUCGCGAUACCCCAUCUAUCAUCAUCGCCAUCGUCAGCGGCCGCGGCAUCCGGCCAGCAGCAUCUACUGAAAACCCGCUUCAAUCAAUCCAGCUUCGCACCCGUCAAGAGUGUCAGCAGUACUAAAAUCUCCAUUCCGUCGGCUGUACACGACGAUCCCGGGCAGGAUACGACUAGUCCUACGGCAACGACGCCGUCGUCUGCGUCCAGCGACGAAAUCAACACCAACAACACAACUGCUAUAAGGCUGAAUGCGAGCGGCGUAACCGUUGGGGAUGGCCACGGUAUCGCUACCGUUACCGCACUCGGUAAGCUGGAUGGGCUGAUAAGCUCGCCGGCUAGACUGGGUAAAGUGCGCAUUACUGAUUCCAAGAAGAUCACCGCCAUCCUGCUGGAAACGAACAUAGUGGAACUGCAACGGCAUCUGCUCACCAUUACCGUACAGAAUCAGGUUCUGCAACAACGGCUGGACCAAGCGACCCGUUCGAGGAUUUUCCUCAGUAAAAAGCUGGAUAAAUCAAAGGAGGACAUUGACGAUCUGAAAUUUAGGCUCGAGGAAAAAUCCAUCGAACUCGAAGGUACCAAGGCUCAGCUGCGAGUUCUAGAGUCCAAGCAGAACGGUAAGUCCUCCGCGUCGUCCGGUUACAGUCCGGAUCACGCUCAGAACCAGCAUGCGACAAACUCUGGGACGAUCGGGAAAGGCUCUACCAUAACGGUGGUUACCACCUCAGCCGGUGGUAUUGUUAGUCAUCAGCAUCGAUCCGCUUCUACCUCGGAACUGAUUCAGCAGUUAUCACCAGUUCACCACCAUCACAACCAGCAGCAGCAGCAGCGAGAUUUGGCACUCCGGUUGCAGCAGUCUCAGGUGUCCACGCCUAGCAUGAAGGCAAUGACUCCGCUGGCAAUGGAUGAAAUCCUUCAUCACAGUAGUAGUACCGAGUCGGCUCAGGAUCAGGCGGAGCGAGACUCCGCCAGUAGACUACAGUGUCCGGAGACUCCCCGCCGGCGGCCCAGCAAAAUCCCUCUACCGGGGACAAAGGGCUACGUAGCCCCGAAACCUCCAACCGGUAGACAUUUUAUACCUUCCCAACAGCACCCCCGACAGGAAAAGAGUACCCCUUCCCCCUCCGGAUCCCUAACUAAUAAAUCGUUAAACAAGAGCACUGGUAGUCUGUACGUCAAAUCCACCGGCCCAAGUUCGAUUACCAGUGCGUCCAAGGACAAAAAAGACGCAAGCCUAAACCGGCCCGAGUCGGCCCAGAGCUGGCGCAGGGACACAUCCCUCGAAAAAAGUCGCAGUUCGUCCAUACCGGUUUCCAAGGGCAGCAGUAAUAGUGGCUCUCCUGUUGCCAAACAGUCACCGCUGCCCGUGGUAAGCAGUUCACCGCUACCGAAAACGAAACGUGAUUCUCUAACGACACGGGUAAAAAAUCUGGACUCCCUUUCGCGACUCCAGACGGCUUCGGCAUCGACCGGUAAUCUGAGCAAAUCGAGCUCGAAGAAAGAUCUCAGCUCGAGUUUCACCACCGGGCAGCUGCGCGAUCGGAAGCAAAGUGUUAGCGCGAUUCGGCGCGUAAGCAGCGUAUCGAUCGGGCGCGGUGGUUCGUCCGGCGAACCCAACAACAAUGGUUCCUCUUCCACCGGGCUGGCAUCGACGGCCGACGGUUCCAGCAACGCCGCGACUGGCACCGACAGCGGAAAGGUACGAAACAUGCGUUCCGCAUUCUGGAAUUGGCUGAAGAUCUAAGUGUUUGUUUCCGUUAGCCCCACCCCACCCCAAGAAGAACAUUAAAAAAAGAGGUUGACUAGCACCCCUUGCAAAAACUUAAAUUCAUCGUAUAACAGAUUACGUAACUCUUGAAAAAAAGAUUAUCUUUAAUGUUAAAAGAACACAAAAUUUUAACCAUUCGGAAGUCGUUUGCGUUUUUCCUAGACAUAUCAGUUUGUGACAGACGUGCUCGGUCCGUUUUUUUUUCUCGUACUACGACUAAUCGUAACAGAGUGAUUUCGUAUUAGGAAGUAAAAAUAAUCAGGGUGUUUUACACGUAGUAAUUGUUAUCAAAAAUAAAGUGAUUUCGCUCGGAUUCGAAGGAGUAAACUUAAAAAAAGACAAUAGAUGCCUUAUGCACGAUCUGUGUUUUUACCAUUAAA
Molecule: messenger RNA, 3236 nt
Organism: Topomyia yanbarensis
Lineage: Eukaryota; Metazoa; Arthropoda; Insecta; Diptera; Culicidae
Gene: jvl
Exons: 6
Source: RefSeq, a predicted model, not a curated record